UAACAGAAGAAGUAUUGUAUGUCUGAAGAAAGUCACGACGCUAAUUUAGGGGUUGUCGGUCCGGUUCCAAAGUGAAGUCUCCUAACUCAAUACUGACUAGUCUUCUCAUGGAAGAGCAUAAAGAUGCGAUCGUGAGAGAGGCAGUUUCCCUUACCACUAUGACCUUCCCACAGAAGAUAAUAGAACUACACAACCUUGUCAACAGCGAACAGUUUGCCCUGACCUCUAUAGUAAAAGUUAGAGAGUGCCCAAUUAUAGAGAAAAAUCAGAUUCAGAUAAACGCUCACAUUGCUAAAUGCGGGGAAAUAUUGGGACCUGUAUUAACAGAGAUGAGGGAUCAUAUGAUUACUUUAAAGUUGUGGUUAACAGUGUUAAAAGCAAAGCAUGAUAACGGAGAUACGCUAGGUGUAGAGGUACAGAAUGAACUGAUGAACAUGGUGGUUGACAGUGAGGACUUUGCUACUAACAACUAUAUCGCCACCUUAGGGUUGAAAGUACAGCCAGGUAGAUGGCAGAUGAUAGCGAGCUUGAAACCCAAGAGAAGGUUCCCCCGAGUACUGCCCAAGUUAAGAUGGAGACUGAGACCGAAGGAGGAGCACCUGGACAUGGAACUGAUACGGACACAUGACGAGAGCGCGUUCACUCAGCUAAUAGAUGUGGCUCAUCAUAUCUACUUUACUUACCUGAAGGUGCACGACUACAUAGAGAAGAACAAGGACAAGAUAACGACACCACGCCAGGACCAUGGCGCAGACUUCAUGAUGUGAGCUGGUCACCCUGGCAACCCACGCGGUAACCACGUGGUUUACAAGUUGAAACUGUCAACAGAAGGAAGUUUAAACUGUUGAUAAUGUUGAAAUGUUUGAUAUGUGGUGUGAAAGUUUAAAACAUUGUCUGUGUAUCAGACCCCAACCAAAGAAAUGUGUAUUAAAAUGGAAAUGAAAUCAGAAUGACAACUUGUUACACUUAUAUUUAGUUGUGAUUUUCACCUCCGCUCAACCUGGUAACCUGGUAACCUGGUAACCUGGUAACCUGGUAACCUGGUAAUCAGAAUGACAACUUGUUACACUUAAUUAUUUAGUUGUGCUUUUCACCCCAGCUCACCAGCUUCAAUACCCAAACUUAAAACUAAACAUCUUAAUAAACAAAUUAGUAAACACCUUGUUAUUACUAUUUGCGGCAAACUAUGAAGUGUAACAAGACAUAAAUGUAAACUCCAAACAAAAAAGGCGAACUUUUCAGUUAUAGUCAAUAAUUAAGCAGCGAAAGCCUCUAGUACCUAAUUGGCUCAAUGUAAAAUGUUUAACUAUAUAAUAUUAUGUUUUAUUUGAUGAAGUUUAUGCCAUCAGUUUUACGAUGGCAUUUUAUUAUCAAAUUGUUAACUUUUUAUUAUCAAAUUGUUAACUUAUGGUCAUUCUUAAUAUUACUGAUUGCAGAAUGGGCUGUGCUGGUAACUCUGUUCUUAUUAAAUUGUUAAAACACAAAUUUAAUUAAUAAAGUGUGAUUUUUAGCUGGUAGGGAGA
This is a messenger RNA of Bolinopsis microptera, 1523 nucleotides long. RefSeq lists its product as uncharacterized. Bases 108 to 767 code for a protein of 219 amino acids. Gene Ontology annotation, biological process: regulation of G1/S transition of mitotic cell cycle; positive regulation of endopeptidase activity; regulation of proteasomal protein catabolic process. Gene Ontology annotation, molecular function: endopeptidase activator activity. The record is from RefSeq and is a predicted model, not a curated record. Gene Ontology annotation, cellular component: proteasome activator complex; cytoplasm; nucleoplasm. The transcript has 7 exons. NCBI's taxonomy places the organism in Eukaryota, Metazoa, Ctenophora, Tentaculata, Lobata, Bolinopsidae.